GAGCGUGAAGGUGAGGACCUCCACUUCAAGCCCUGGUACCCCAGCCACCCAGCCCACCCUGUCAGACCUUACGCCCCAGAGGAAAGGGCCUCGGCUGGGAUCGAUGACCAGGUGGUGCCUUCCAAGGCUCCAUCCCCGGACCCCUUAGAAACCCUGGGCGACAUCCACACCCGCACCCACCAGCUCCAGGACGACCCCACCUCCUACUUCGUCCGCACUAAAGCCGGAGCCCUCUGCUUCCGCCAGGGGACGGAGGUCGCCACCCCCAGGGAUGACGCGGCACGGCCCGGGGGGCCUACUGUGACUGGUACUGGGUUAGGAUCUCGAGCAGGCUCCCCUGGGCAACGUAAGCCCCUGGUGGUCCUGAACCAAUCCCACCAACAACCACUCCAUCCGUCGUCCUCCGGCACCUCCAUGCCUCCCAAGGCCAAAUCAAGAGGACGAGGAGGCAAACGACUGGUAAAAUGUGUGUGUCGGCCGGGGUGGCACGGGCCCUACUGUGGGGUACCUACCAUGGUCUACCACUCUAACCUGCCCACUAAGGAGAGACUGACGCCCAGAGAGAGACCCAGGAGGGUGAUCAAUGCCAUCAACGUGAACCAUGAGUUUGAUCUUCUCCACGUGAGGUUCCACGAGUUGGCCCAGGCUGUGGAUCUGUUCCUGGUGUGUGAGUCUAACUUCACCGCCUACGGAGAGAGACGACCACUACGGUUCCUGCGUCUCCUCCUGAACGGAACCUACGACUACGUGCGCCACAAAAUCCUCUACGUUUUCCUAGACCACUUUCCCGACGGCGGGCGCCAGGACGGCUGGAUCGCAGAUGACUACCUCCGUACCUACCUGACCCGCGACGGCAUGGCCAGGGUGACCGGAUCACGCCCCGACGACGUCUUCGUCAUCAACGAUGCCGACGAGAUCCCCGCCCGUGAGGGACCUUUCCUCAAGCUGUUCGACGGGUGGACGGAACCGUUCGCCAUCCACAUGAGGAAGUCGCUCUACGGGUUCUUCUGGAAGCAGCUGGGGUCGUUGGAGGUCGUGUCGGGGUGCACAGUCGGAAUGCUCCGAGACGUCUAUGAUGCCGAUGGGAUACGUCUCCGGCGCCGGGAAUACUACACCAUGCCCGGUUUCAGGAAGUACGAGAACGACACGGGUCACAUCCUGGUCCAGUGGGCCGUUGGAAGCCCCUUCCACUUUGCUGGGUGGCACUGUUCUUGGUGCUUUAGCCCUGAGGGCAUCUAUUUUAAGCUGAUCUCGGCCCAGAACGGGGACUUCCCGCGUUGGGGCGACUACGAGGACAAACGGGAUCUAAAUUAUAUCCGGGACCUGAUCCGGACGGGGGGUUGGUUCGAUGGAUCGGUGCAGGAGUACCCCCCCUCGGACCCCAAAGAGCACAUGUACGCCCCAAAGUAUAUGUUGGAGAAUUAUGAGAAGUACCUGUACCUUCUGGAGAACCCGUAUGUCAAACAUGAUAAAAUGAUUGAGGGGUAACGAAUUCGGGAGGGGUGGAGAAUUGAAGGAAGUGAAUGGGUAAGGAAGGAGGGCCCCUGGGACUCACAAGGGGGGGACAUGGAAACAAAAUUAGCACUCUUCAUGGGUGAAGGAUGCAGAAGGAAAGAAAGCCUUAGCACUGAGGGGGAAGGAUACAGAAAGAAGGAAAGCCUUAGCACUGAUGGGGAAGGAUACAGACGGAAGGAAAGCCUUAGCACUGAGGGGGAAGGAUACAGAAAGAAGGAAAGCCUUAGCACUGAUGGGGAAGGAUACAGAAGGAAGGAAAACACUGACGUUGGAAGGAGACCUAACACAAGCUCCAACAAGUCCUUAUUUUUGGGUAAAAGGGAACAUUGGAACAGCUUUGAGGGGAAAUGCCCACUGACUACUGACAAAAUAGUCCUCCCUAGAAACACUCUCUAUAUCAACCUCUGAGCCUCACCUACUACUUUCCUAGUUCUGACUGACAGACAGGCCUUUAUGCUGGGUUGGUACGGUGGGGGCAGAGGGACAAAACAGGCGAAUCGCAGACCUGUGGAAAAAGGAAGCAAAAGAUGACAUUUUUGUUUCUGUUGAUGUUUACUUCAUCAUAUCGUCAUAGCGACACAGACACUCCCUCAUCCCGUCGCGGAAUUCUCACUGUUGGAUACCUUCCUGUUGUGUUUUUAGUGACCCCCUGCUAACACACACACACACACACACACACACACACACACACACACACACACACACACACACACACACACACACACACACACACACACACACACACACACACACACACACACACACACACACACACACACACACACACACACACACGUUCUCCUCUCAUCAUAUGUGAGUUAGAUAUAGUGCAGUCUACAGUGUAUUGCUUUCCUAUGGUUAAUAUUCUUGCUUGCAAAUGAACUGACAAGAAAAAAGGCUGAAUCGUUGUAGAAACUCUCAGUUAACUUUACACACAUGGAAUGGGACUUCUGCUUCUGUUGCUGCAAACCACUAACACUCUGUGUGUGUGUGUGUGUGUGUGUGUGUGUGUGUGUGUGUGUGUGUGUGUGUGUGUGUGUGUGUGUGUGUGUGUGUGUGUGUGUGUGUGUGUGUGUGUGUGUGUGUGUGUGUGUGUGUGUGUGUGUGUGUGUGUGUGUGUGUGUGUGUGUGUGUGUGUUUUUAGGUGUUAAUCUGUGUGCAUGCGCGCACGUGUGCACUGGGGUGUGCUAUCCUGAAAGGUCAGAACACAAUAUGUGUGUGUGUGUAUAACUGGGUGACAAGACAGACAGACAGACAGCUCUGAAUGAAUGAUGAAGUGAUGUCGUCUUCAUAGCCUUUUGUACAGCACAGCAGAAGGUGUAUUGUUGUUCUAUGUGGCCUAUAAAGACAAAGAUUUAAACAAAAAAUACUGGUUGACUCUCUCUUCCUCUCUUUCGGUUUCUCUCCCUUGCCUUCUGUACUGCAUCCUUCUCUCUCCAUCUCCCUCCCCUCGGUCCCUCUCUCUCUCUCUCUCCCUUGCCUUCUCUACUGCAUCCUUCUC
This is a messenger RNA of Oncorhynchus gorbuscha (pink salmon), 3016 nucleotides long. Its product is annotated as beta-1,4-mannosyl-glycoprotein 4-beta-N-acetylglucosaminyltransferase-like. Gene Ontology annotation, molecular function: beta-1,4-mannosylglycoprotein 4-beta-N-acetylglucosaminyltransferase activity. The record is from RefSeq and is a predicted model, not a curated record. Gene Ontology annotation, biological process: protein N-linked glycosylation; N-acetylglucosamine metabolic process. Lineage: Eukaryota; Metazoa; Chordata; Actinopteri; Salmoniformes; Salmonidae. Gene Ontology annotation, cellular component: membrane.